UCACUCUGUUUUCUCUGGUAAGGGUCGAGCGCGUGCCGGACAGUGGCCGCUCCCUGCUCGCGGACCCAGGAGAACACUUGGUUCGGUAAGCAGAACCGGACCGGGCCGGAGACAGGAUGAGUGACCCGGUAAGGAUCUGUGUGUCCAGCACGACCUCCCUCAGCAGCCCGGCUCCUGCCCCUGCUCCUGCCCCGGGCUCGGACACCUAUAAAGGCUGGCUCUUUAAAUGGACUAACUAUCUGAAAGGGUACCAGCGGAGGUGGUUCGUCCUCAGUAACGGACUGCUGUCUUAUUACAGGACGCAGGCGGAGAUGGCUCACACGUGUCGCGGCACCAUUAACCUGGCCACGGCUCACAUCGACACAGAGGACGCGUGUAACAUCGUGCUGAGCAGCGGGGGGCGCACUUACCACCUGAAAGCUGGCACGGAGGUGGAGAGGCAGAAAUGGGUGACAGCGCUGGAGCUGGCCAAAGCCAAAGCCAUCCGCAUGAUGAACGAUCAGUCAGAUGACUCGGGGGAAGAAGAGCCCACGUCUCGCUCAGACCGCAGUGAGCUGCAGGGGGCGCUGAAGACAUUGGCGAGUAAGCUGGAUGAUCUGUGUACGUGUAAUGAUCUGAUCGCGAAGCACGGUGCGGCCCUGCAGCGUUCCCUCAGCGAGCUCGAGGCUCUGCGCGUCCCGGUGGAGGGCAGCGAGAAGAUCAAAGCCGUCAACGAGAGAGCCACGCUCUUCCGCAUCACCUCCAAUGCUAUGAUCAACGCAUGCCGUGAUUUCCUGGAGCUGGCCGAGAGCCACAGCCGCAGAUGGCAGCGAGUCUUGCAGCAUGAGCGAGAACAGCGCACCCACCUGGAGGAGACGAUAGAGCAACUGGCCAAGCAGCACAACAGCCUGGAGAGAGCGUGGAGGGAGGCGCCGACACACACCUCCAACACACCCGACACCACCUCCACACACACCGGAGUGAGUGAGAGGUCCCGUAAAGAGGAAGCGAGUGAUGAUGAGGAUACGGAAUAUUUUGAUGCCAUGGAGGAUUCGCCCGCUUUCAUCACCGUGACGGCUACAGACAUCUCUCAGCACAGGCGUUCUCAGAGUAAUCUCAGCGGUGCCAGCGGUGGGCAGCCCAGUGACUGGAACCUGGAGCAGCAUUCGUCUCCGAGCUGUAAUGAUUUAUCAGGGAGGGAGGUGCAGACACGCAGGAGGAGGCGGAGCCGAAUCCCAGACAAGCCUAACUAUUCACUUAACCUGUGGAGCAUCAUGAAGAACUGCAUCGGCAAAGAGCUCUCCAAGAUCCCCAUGCCUGUGAACUUUAACGAGCCCCUCUCCAUGCUGCAGCGGCUGACGGAGGAUCUAGAGUAUAGUGAGCUGUUGGAUAAAGCGGCUCAUUGUGAGAAUUCUCUCGAGCAGAUGUGUUUGGUGGCUGCCUUCUCCGUUUCAUCCUAUUCCACCACCGUCCACCGCACGGCUAAACCCUUCAACCCCCUUCUGGGGGAAACGUACGAGCUCGACCGACUUGAUGACUGCGGCUACCGCUCACUCUGCGAGCAGGUUAGUCAUCAUCCUCCAGCUGCGGCGCAUCACGUCAUCUCACAGCGAGGCUGGACUCUGUGGCAGGAAAUCACCAUUGCUAGCAAGUUCCGUGGCAAAUACCUGUCCAUCAUGCCCCUGGGUUCCAUCCACCUGCAGUUCCAUGCGAGCGGGAACCACUACGUGUGGCGUAAGGUGACCUCGACCGUGCACAACAUCAUCGUGGGCAAACUGUGGAUUGACCAGUCGGGGGACAUCGACAUCGUGAACCACAGAACCAAAGAGACGUGUCAGCUCAAGUUCUCUCCGUACAGCUACUUUUCCAGGGAAGUUCCACGCAAGGUGACGGGCGUGGUGUCGGACAGUGAAGGACAGGCGCACUACAUCCUGUCAGGAACGUGGGAUGACCGAAUGGAGAGCGCUAAGAUUGUUCAGAGCAGCCGCGGCAGCAGCAGUGCAGAGGGCAAACAGAAGACUGUGUACCAAACACUCACACCCCGACUACUGUGGAAGAAAUACCCACUACCCGAGAACGCAGAGAACAUGUACUUCUUCUCAUCGCUGGCUCUCACACUGAAUGAGGAGGAGGACAGCGUGUGUGUGACGGACAGCCGCCUGCGUCCGGACCAGCGUCUGAUGGAGGAGGGACGAUGGGACGAAGCGAACAUGGAGAAACAGAGACUGGAGGAGAAACAGAGAGCUGUGAGGAGGAGGAGAGAGGCCGAGGUGUCCGACGCCAUGGACCAAGAGUGUGAGCUUGACUCUGGUCACGAGUACGAGGGCUACAAGCCUGUCUGGUUCCAUCAGAGGACGGACCCGGUGAGCGGGGAGACGAGCUUCGUGUAUAAAGGGGGUUACUGGGAGGCCAAAGAGAAACGAGACUGGAGCUUGUGUCCGGAUAUUUUCUGAAUGGAGACGGAAUUGAGGACAGGACGUCCUGUAACGGACUCACGGAGGAUCUGGGACACACAUCCCCGCCUCACUAAGAGAACCGAGAUGAUCACAUGGGCUCUCAAUAGAGGGAGGGACAUCUGAUCUCUCUCCUGUAUUUGCCUAAAAGCUCAGUGUGUGUGUGUGUGUGUAAAAGAGAAGAAAGGGACUUGAACUUUGACCCCUUAAUUCUUCCAAAUGAAAUCAGGUGUUCUUUCUUCAGAUUAAAAAAAAAAAACCAAGAACAAAGAAGAAGCGCCUUUCUGAGUGCACUCCCGUCACUCCCUACGCCUCGUGAGGAUGCGUCUCAUGUCACACCUCUCCGUCCCAGAAGGUGGAGAAAGACCUCGCUUUAUUUCCUCUCCUAUCAGCUUCACAAUGUGCACUCAUUAAUACUUCCAUAUCAUUAUAUCGUAAUGGACAGUGGGUGGAGAUUCAGGUCAGUAACCCUCUGUUAUGGCCACCAAUGAGCUGUGUUUUACCCAUCACGAGCUCCACCCACUCUGAUUAAGAUUAAAGCAGGGAUAUGCACAUCAACGAAUAUCUUAAAUGCUAAACAAAAAGCUUCCUGAAGUGUCGAGAGCGUUGUCUGUCGCUCAGUGACGCACUGCAGAUCUCAUAUCAAACUCAUAUUUAACUCCUGAGCUAUUAAACAGUUAAAGGAAUAGUUUGGGGAAGAUUUGUACUCUGGAUUAGUCUGUAAGAUUAACGCGACGCUAAUAAUUAAUGCGUGAAAAAUUGUCUCCCAGAAUCUUACAAAAUUCAAAUUCUGAGCUCCAUUUGGAUUAAACAGAUUUGUAAAAAAUCACCACGAAUCUGUAUUUACGCUGAACGUGGAGCUUUACUGCUACUUGGUCAUACCGAGAUGGCCGCUCCCAUGGUAUUUCAGCGUUUCUUUCCUGUUUAUAGAUGACAGGAAGUGAAGUGCCCGAUUGAUCGUAAGGUCAGGGAGCGAAUUCGCUUCUAAUGCGAACUGGGAAAGAAUUUCAAAACGAGCCAGGUGUAGAAUUUCACCACAGAUUACAUCAUAACUAAUCGUGUGUAAAGUCACGGAUCGUACGUUGACGUAUUUCGUCACCAGCCAAUCAGAAACACGAUCUGAUAUAAACAGGAAGUACAGCAUCCCCGGUGUAGUGUAACCCCUGAGAUUUGGGGAAGCUGUUGAACUGUUGUGCAAAAACAUUUUAGUAACGAACCAAAAACGAGAGAACGAUGAAACUUGAUCUGCAUUUGAAUAACAACAGUGAAGCAGCUUCGUUAGCAUUAAUGCUUUUUCAUUUUGUUUACGUCAUGUUGGUGAUCACAGACCACUAAAUACUUUUAUGCAUAAAUAAAUUAGCUCUUUAAAGUCUUUCUGAAAUAAAAGCUAAAAUAAAUCCGUAUAUAUUUGGUAAACACGCCCCCUAUUUAGUUUGAACAGAAUUAGCGAGUCUUUGUUUACACUGUCAGGUUUUAGGUUACAUUCUAAGGCUACGCUAAAGCAGUCAUUUGGUGCAACCGUUCGUUUUUAAGUGAAUUUGAACGUUGUGGAUAUUCAUGUUCGAACUCUGUUACAUUACUAUAGAGUUUCUGAUUUACUGCAGGAUAGACUUCUGUUAUUGUUCACUGCAAGAAAAUGUUUAGGAAAAAAAACUGCGUAGAUAUGAAUUUCUUCCUCUAAACUAUUCCUUUAAACAGAGUGCAGAUGAUCAGCAAGAACUUUUUUUUUUUUAAAUAAUAGUCUCAAGGGAAAUCUUUUUAGCUUUAGGAAUUGCUAAUAAAAUAUCCAUGAGAUUUUGAAGAAUGUGUGCUUUCAGUGUUAAAUUAAAGCACACGUGAGUUAGCGUUGCCCUGGUUCCUCUGGAAGACCUGUAGAAAUCCUCCAAGCCUAACGAAGGAGAAGCAGUAUUCCCGUUGAUGGCGUAUCGAUGUCCUGGCCUUGUCCGUCUUAUCAGACUGAAUCUCUGUGGUCUUAAACGUUAAAGUCUCAAAAAACAGUUGGCUCCAACGCACCGUUCACCGUUUUCUUAACGCUGUUGAGAAUGUAGAGUCUAGAGCACAGGUUAUGGUGUUUCCUGUCCAGAGUUUGGUGUUUAUUUUUUAUGAUAACGAAGAAGAAGAUAGAUGAUAACCUGAAUAAUAAACGACAAUAAUAACAAUAUGAUUAUUAUUAAUAUAAAGAAGAUCCGAGUGAGUAAUGAAGCAACUCUAACAGAAAUCUUUACUGUAAAUGUGUCUUAUAAUCGGAGAUGAUCAAAGCUCGGCUGAAGGUUUUAAUUUUUGAUGAGCUUCUGUGGUUUGAUUUGAAUUUUAAUAUUUUGUAUUAAAAGAGAUUUUUGCUCACACA
Neoarius graeffei (lesser salmon catfish) is the source of this 4779-nucleotide messenger RNA. It is a transcript of the gene osbp2b, whose product is annotated as oxysterol binding protein 2b. The record is from RefSeq and is a predicted model, not a curated record. Gene Ontology annotation, molecular function: cholesterol binding. The transcript has 15 exons. Bases 117 to 2432 code for a protein of 771 amino acids. Gene Ontology annotation, cellular component: intracellular membrane-bounded organelle; membrane; cytosol. NCBI's taxonomy places the organism in Eukaryota, Metazoa, Chordata, Actinopteri, Siluriformes, Ariidae.